AGAUUAAAGAUAAACCAUUAACUCAGAGCAAACCCCUCAUCAUUUUCCAGUGCUGCUGCCUCUGGAAUCUCUCCCGACUUCCUCUCUUCAACCUCUGUUCAUCUUUGUCAGGAAUGGAUCAGUGUAUUGAAUCAAGAGCGUUGAAAGAAAGUUUACGCAGAGAAGCGGCCAUGAAGACGACCCCGCAGGUGUUGUAUGAUGAUGUAUUGUGUGGUGCCGGAGUUAAUGGCGUUUCAGGCGAGGACUUCUCCGUUGACGACCUUUUUGACUUUUCUAAUGGGGGGUUAGGAGUUGGGUUUGAAGGGGAAGAGGAGGAGGAGGAAGAGAAGGACUCGUUUUCUUGGUCUUCUCUAGAAAGAGUUGACGAUGAUAACUCAAAUUCCAGCAGUUUCUCCGGCACCGGAGAUUUUGAGUCCCUUUCGGCGGGAGGACUAGCCGUUCCUGCUGACGAUUUGGAGCACCUUGAAUGGUUAUCUCACUUUGUAGACGAUUCUUCAGCGUCGGAGCUCUCUCUUCUGUGCCCCGCCGUUACCGGAAACUCUCCGUCAAAGCGGUGCGAAGAAGAGCCUAGGCCGGCGUUGUUGAGAACUCCGCUAUUUCCGACGCCGCUUCCGGCAAAGCCCAGAAGUAAACGGCACAGAAGCAGCGGUCGUGCCUGGACUUUUGGGUCUCAUUCACCAUCUUCGUCUCCUUCCUCUUCGUCGUCCUCGUCUUCAACGUCUUGCUUGAUAUUCGCCAACACCUUUCACAACAUGGAGUCGUUUUACAGUCUCGAAAAGCCGCCGGCAAAGAAGCCCAAAAAGUCACCGUCAGCGGACUCUCAGCCGCAGCGGCGCUGCAGCCAUUGCCUGGUUCAGAAGACCCCACAGUGGCGAACCGGGCCACUCGGCCCAAAAACCCUCUGCAACGCUUGUGGGGUUCGUUUCAAAUCCGGCCGGCUCUUUCCGGAGUACAGACCAGCCUGCAGUCCAACUUUCUCCGUCGAAAUCCACUCCAACAGCCACCGGAAAGUCCUAGAAAUUCGGCGAAAGAAGGAGACAGCUGAACCUGUGUCCGGCUAACCAUAGAUACUUUCCACACGUUGACCCUAGAAACGGGCAAUCAGCCACGGGUUGGACCGGUCGGAACCGGUCCGGUCCAACUGUAAAUUUUGGUGAUCCGUUACACUUGUAGGCAGUAACGGAAUUUAGAGCGGUCCUAUUUUAAUUUAGUUUUACGUUUUUUCUUUAUUAUUUUACAUUCGCAGCUUUAAUGUAGAGUGAGAAGUUUUUAGACUUUUAAUUAUUAAAAAUUUUAAAA
Messenger RNA from Vitis riparia (riverbank grape), 1299 nucleotides. RefSeq names its product GATA transcription factor 5-like. The transcript is spliced from 3 exons. The record is from RefSeq and is a predicted model, not a curated record. Lineage: Eukaryota; Viridiplantae; Streptophyta; Magnoliopsida; Vitales; Vitaceae. The coding region runs from base 114 to 1061 and encodes 315 amino acids. Gene Ontology annotation, cellular component: nucleus. Gene Ontology annotation, molecular function: sequence-specific DNA binding; zinc ion binding. Gene Ontology annotation, biological process: positive regulation of DNA-templated transcription.